Messenger RNA from Lates calcarifer (barramundi perch), 4596 nucleotides. Its product is annotated as oxysterol-binding protein-related protein 10-like. Gene Ontology annotation, cellular component: intracellular membrane-bounded organelle; cytosol; membrane. Gene Ontology annotation, molecular function: cholesterol binding. The record is from RefSeq and is a predicted model, not a curated record. NCBI's taxonomy places the organism in Eukaryota, Metazoa, Chordata, Actinopteri, Centropomidae.
UAUUCCACAUAUCAUCAGCACAGUUUCAUUUACUCUGAACAAACACAGAUUCUCUGAAAUAAUGAAUAUUCAUUAUGAAAAUAAUAAUAGUACUGUAUAAAUAUACAUGCAUUUUUCUUCUUAAGCUAUAACAAAGAAAGUCUUGAUGUGCCUCGUGCAUACUUGAGUCAUCUGAGGUGUUUCCUGGUGGCAUUUUUUCCCCCUGUAACUUUAUUAUUAGCAUUUUUGGUGCGAUGAUGCGCAUAAUGAGAUUGCACUGUAAUAUCCGGGGGCAGGUCCAGAGUGGAGUGGGAGUGUCUGCGCUCUGCUCUCCCUUUCUACCAGGAACAGCGCUGGAGGAGACCCAGAGUGCCACACAGACCGCGCACUGCAGAGGAGAGAGCGGGACACAAACACCACCGGGGAGAAUAUGUCAGCUUCCUCACGCACCGAGGGACCUGUAAACCACCGGCGCAGCGCAGUCAAUGCAUAUCCACUGCCUCUGCUUUAGUUCUGCAGACAAACAUCGCCCUGUUUCACACUUAUGCUCCUCUGAAACCUUCCCUGCUGCUGCUGCUGCUUCUUCUGGUCCAUCCCUGUCCCCUCCUCCCCUGUCUUCCUCCUCCUCCUCCUCCACCUCCUCCGCCUCCUGCUCUCCGCCGUCCCGUCGCCAGGAUGGACAAGACGCUCUGCAGUCCGACCAACAAAACCAACUCUCCCUCCUCCGCGGCCGGCGCGAACUCAUCGGCGAGGAAGCCCGGUGGCGGUCGGACCGGGUCGCACAGCCCCGGCUCCGGCUCCCUGGGCGGCCCGGCCGGAGCAGGAGGCAGCCGGGGAGCUCUGCUGGGGAACAGCAUGAAUUUGCAGCAGCAGCAGCAGCAGCAGCAGCAGCAGGCGCGCAAGAGGCAGCUGGAAGGAGUGCUGAGCAAAUACACCAACCUGAUCCAAGGCUGGCAGAACAGGUACUUUGUGUUGGACCCAGAGUUGGGACAGCUGCAGUACUUUGUCAACGAGCAAGGGAAGAGCCAGAAGCCCCGUGGGUCCCUGCCCCUGAUUGGUGCCUCGGUAACCCAGAGCGACGAGGCUCCGCACAUGUUCAUUGUAAACUCUGUCAAUGGAGAGCUGUACAAACUCAGAGCCUCCGACGCCAAAGAGCAGCAGUUAUGGAUCAGUCAGCUACAAGUGUGUGCCAGACGUCACUCGGACAGCAGUGCAAAGAUGAGGAAGCUGAAGGGCUCAGAUGAACACCUGAGUGUGGAAAGAGCAGGAGGAGGCCAGGAGGUGCUGGGCUCCUCAUCCUCUGGUCGGACCCGUAGCUUCUCCCUCCUCCCCCACCUAACCCCAUCAUCAUCCCCGGGUUCCCAGAGGCACCUGGGCCACACGGCCACACCUAGCAACAUCGUCACCAUCACCCACCACAAAUCUCCGGCUGCCGCUCGGCGGGCCAAGAGUCAGUACCCAGGUCGGCUGCUCGAGGUCAAAGAGGUGAUGUCCCAAGCAGAGGGUCAGCAGAAGAAUCUGGUACAGUCCAUUGACUCUCUACCCACCAAAGGCCCUCUUUCCUGCCUGGACCAGGACCUGCUGCUGCUCAAAGCAACAUCAGCCGCCACGCUCAGCUGCCUGGGAGAGUGCCUGAACAUCCUCCAGCAGACCCAGAGCCACAGCCAGGCGCCGCCUCAGUCCCAGGCCUCCCAACGUAACCACGCCACCCACGGAGCCCCCUCCGAUGGUGUUCCUGUGUGGACUGUACCAAAGUCGCCCUCAGGGGAGCAGUUGAAGAACGGAGGUCUGACUCCUCUGCGAUCAGCCGAGCCAUCCCCAGCCCUCAGGAUAAGGAGUCUGUCCCAUGGUACUGAGCACCACCCAGGGCUAGAAGACAUCAGCCCCACUGAAGAGGUGACAGAUACAGAGGACAACGAAGAAGAGGACCUGGGCGUCCUGGAUGACCAGCGGAGCAUCAUUCUCCACCUGCUCUCCCAGCUCAAACUGGGCAUGGACCUCACACGGGUGGUGUUACCUACCUUCAUUUUGGAAAAGCGAUCGCUGCUGGAGAUGUAUGCCAACUUCAUGGCCCACCCUGACAUGUUCCUGUCGAUCACAGCCGGGGCCACAGCCGAGGACCGAAUAGUCCGCUUUGUGGAGUACUACCUGACCGCCUUCCACGAGGGGCGUAAAGGGGCUGUGGCCAAGAAGCCCUACAACCCCGUGCUGGGGGAGACCUUCCACUGUUCCUGGGAAGUGCCUCGGGACAAAGUCAAACCUUUGGUCAGAUCGAACCAGGGGUCGACGCGGGAGCCGAAUAGGGGCCCCAACAACGCGCAGCAGGGCGACGAUUCGCCGGGAGGCUGCUACAGAGUCCGAUUUGUGGCCGAGCAGGUCUCCCAUCAUCCACCGGUGUCAGGGUUUUACUGUGAGUGCCGGGAGAGGCGGAUGUGCGUCAACGCCCAUGUGUGGACCAAGAGCAAGUUCAUGGGCAUGUCUAUAGGAGUGUCUAUGGUGGGAGAAGGAGUCCUCUGUCUCCUGGAGCACGACGAGGAGUACGUCUUCACGUUGCCCUGUGCCUACGCCCGCUCCAUCCUCACCGUGCCCUGGGUGGAGCUGGGGGGCAAAGUCUCCAUCAACUGUGUCAAGAGCGGCUACUCGGCCACCGUCACCUUUCACACCAAACCCUUCUAUGGAGGGAAGGUGCACAGAGUGACGGCAGAGGUCAAACACAACCCGACCAACACCAUCGUGUGUAAAGCGCAGGGAGAGUGGAACGGCACGCUGGAGUUCACCUACAGCAGCGGGGAAACCAAAGUGUUCGACACGGCCAAACUUCCAGUCACCAGGAAGAAGCUGCGACCGGUGGACAAACAGGGGAGGACAGAAUCCAGGCGGUUAUGGCAACACGUCACCAAGUCGCUGAAGGAAGGGAACAUUGACGGGGCCACGGAGCACAAACACCAGCUGGAGGAGCGACAGAGGACGGAGGAGAAGCAGAGAGCAGCUGAUAACACACCCUGGACACCUAAAUACUUCACAAAAGAGGGAGAUGGUUGGCUCUACAACAACCCACUGUGGAAAUCGACCUGACAGCAGAGCUCUUUACUCAUGGACAACAACCGAGAUCCUGCCUCCACACGCUGAGGACGGAGGUCAGGAGGUCAAAUGGAGGGGGAGCGGUGUUCCCCUCCCUCCCACAGACCUUCAGACCUGAGCUUUAGACUCUGAGAGCAACACCGUGGAGAUACAGGAAACAAGCAAGGUGCCAAAGGGAUCUCCACUGAUACAACCAAGAAGGGGUUUGGAGCUCUUGGGACAGAAAGUACAUUUUUAUAUACAGUUAAUAGUAUUACUGUUCAAAGUAGAGUAUUUCUAUUUUUCACCUUGCCAAGGCCUUUUUUGCACAUGCACAGUAAUGAAGUCUGCCACUGGUGUUUUACUUUUUCUUUUUUUUUUAAUGAUCAAUAUGUUUUCUCAGACAUUGUCAAUGUUUGUUUCAAAGGCUUUUAGUUUGUUACGCAGCGUUAGAAUGAAUUGAUGGAAGUUCCCUGUAACACAUUAAACUGUAGCUGUACAUGAGUUGUUUAUAAAGCACUUUUACCAUAGAAAUAAAUGUACUAUUUUAUAUCUAUGGCUUUUACCAAUCAGGGUGGUCUCUAAGAGCUUUACGGAAGAGAGGAACACCUAAACAGAUUUAAAAUGACAUAAAUCCAGAGGUAAAAUGAGCAGAUGUGCUACAUUAGAUUAUUUGUUAGUAUAUAUUAUUAUACAGUGAGCUACUAGAAAGUAAAGGUCCUGAUUGUUUUGUCUGCACUAUGAAUGUAUCUGGACACAUUUUAAUAGUAAGUAUGCUACUUCCCAAUCUUGUACUGUGUGCUACUACCUGCUUUUUGUUUUACCUUUUCUGUUUCCUCACGUCAAUCCAUUUACAGUAUUUCACCCACCGAGUGAGACGCCUCCGCACAACAGACGCUUUCCAUUACUACCUCUCUCAUUCAGCUUAUUCCAGCCAUUAGCCACUUUUUUUCUUUCAGGAGAAAACACUGGUUUGUUUGUGGGCAAAAGUGUUCCUGGGUGUCCUCCAAUCUUUUCUGUAUCUGUGGCCUCACAAUGGCACUUGUGUAAUUAGGCAGCCGCUGCACACACAGCUAAUAUUUUCUCCUCAGGUCGCCCCUGGGUGAUGAAUAUGGAUGAGGAAGCUCUCUGGAAUGCACAGCCAUGUUCUCACAUCUGGGGGGUGGGGUGUCACUGGGAGGUUGCCUCUGUGAAGAUGAGAGGAUAAUCUACCAGAGUAACACUCACAUGGAUAGAACCAAGGUAACCACAGCCUGUUGGAUAGAACAGGAAAUGCAAUGGGUCAUACAACUGCAGUGCUCACGUUUUCACAGUGCAUUUACGACUGAUUAUGUUGUCAGCUUCUAGAUUGACUGACUUUCCUGAAACAAAGCAGAGAUUAAAUGAGAGCAAUUAACAGUGUAUCCACUUCAUGCCCUUUCAGUUGUUCAAUUUAAUUUUCAGAUGUAUUAUAGUGCUGGUAUUUUUAGUCAGGUGAAUUUACCAGAUGCCAGUUUUGUAGCCUAAGCCAAGACAGUACAGAAUAAACCUGCAGCCACUGAGAGAACAUGUCACCUA